AAUAGUAGCAGUGGGGGUUUUUUUGGGGUUUUUUUUUUAUCAUUUGAAUAAAGUAAAAGUCAAUUCUGAGUUCAUACAGUUCUAACAAGCUUGAAACUCAAUACUUGGUAUGAGCCAUCCUUAAGAUGGACCAACUGAAGGGAAAAAUCUUCUCUCACGUCUUGUCAGGUCUUUGCUAGAUUUUUUUUUUCUUCUGUUUCUUAAUCACAUAGAUGUGUGCAGGUUUUGGCCAACAGUUCUUUGGGAAUCCCCUUGUUGGUGCAAACAUGCUAGUUUGUGCCUGUCACACUUUAAUCUUUACCAUUUUCUACAGAUUCAACUUAACAAAUAGUUACUACCAGCCUCUUAUAACACCUACUUUAUUCCAAAGUGGCUAAAUAUAGAACUUGGUUCUUUGUUUGUUAUGUGCAGACACAACACUGGUGCCUUUUUUUAAUGCAUGGAUGAUUCAUGGGUCAGGGUUAAGUGGCUUAAAAAAAGAAAAACAUUCCUGUGAAAAUGGACGGGUACAAGAACUGGACUGAAAAUGAAUGAAAAAGCAGCCAAUGUCCAAAGAAAACUGAAAGAUUUCCAGAAAAUGGCCUUCAGAAAGUAUUUUUUCAGACCACUAUAAGAAAGGUUUGGCUCCCUGGAAAGAAAAAAAAAACUAUAAUUGACACUUUUACGCAGUACUGUGUAACAAGACGAGAAACACGAGCACCCUUAAAUAAAUGCCCUGCAAGUUAAACAGUUAUCCAGUGCUCCUAAAAGUCCAUUUAGUUCAUAUAUUUGCUCUGUACAUGUGUUUCAGGAUGAAAAGAGUGCUUUCUGCCUGUACUGGUCUUGUAUGCCCUGCAGAGACAGGCUGUAAUCAGCAGGAACGUAAUUAGAGAGUAUUCAGUGCAGGCCAAAAAAAAGUUGUGGAACUCGCCCCACCAAGAAUAGAAAACCCUUUUCCGAAGAACUUGGGACUAACAUGCACCAACUGCAACAUAUUUGUUUUAAAGAUAAACACUGAGGCUAAGGUUGUAUCUGUCAGUCAGACUGUGAAUGGACGAGCACAUACUGUGGCAAAUUAGCCUUUCGUUGCAAAUAAAGACUGUUUCUAUUUGUAGAGCAUCCCGCGUAUCUUUUGUCCUGUUAGUGUGAAGUAUCACCAUGCUCAGAUCAAAUGUUUCUCAAAAAAACAUAUGUAUGAUAAAAAAAUCUGGUCCCACAUGGCCGGCUACAUGAACUUACCAAGAGUUAGGCUGUUGGAGGAUAGAAAGUUCAGAAAGAAAAAGAGGGAGGAGAACCUGAAGAUGGAGGGCUGGACAUGAGUUUGAGGUGAGGAUACUUUUAAGAGCUCAGUAAAACAAGUCGGCACAAGUCAGCAGGGAGGGCGAAUCCUCGGAAACGGUCUUCCACUCUUACUUUCUCGUCUGUCCGUCUUGUCUUGUCUCCCCCUUUUCCUCCCUCUUUCUGCAGUCUUACUCACUGCUUUGUGCUGCACAGAAGAGAAGCCGAGGCUAGCACAUCCUGACUCAAAGAGAAGAUGAAGUCUCACUUGGUGUUUCAGGUCUCCUGUGUGACCCUGCUCUCGCUGUGCUGCUCUGUGUGUCACGCCACACCUCUGUUCUACAACAUAUCCAUGGACGGCAGCGGAGAUGAAGCCGAGCUGGAGCUCCUUUUCCCGGUGUCUUUCUCCACCCGCGCACCUGUUCACGUUACCGCCGCUACCGGGGGUCCCACUCUCACCAACACCAUAACCACCACCAUGAUCCGUCUGAAGGACUACGUCCUGACCCGAGUAGUGGACUUCCUGCAGGAGAACAUGCUCAUCAUCAUCGUGGUGACCUCUCUUCUCAUCGUCAUGGUCUUCAUCAUCUGCUGUGCCUCUGCAAUGAGUCACAAGCGCAAGCUGGAGGCAUAUAAGCCCCUACCUCAUCCACCCAGGAAGUAUACGGCCGAUAAAGCCGGAGGACGCAGGGAUUCAAGUGACCUGCAGGAGAAACCGUACGCCGUCGAUCACGUCAAGAGGGUCCAGACUCAGAGCAUGUCCUCCCCGAAGAACCUGCGGAUGCCCUCCAAGGCGCUGGUGGGAGAGAGAGGGAGAGACGUCCGGUCAUCACCUCGACAGGAGGUCAGAAAGGUCAGAGAUACAGAGGCAGUGGAAAAGCGGAGAGAGGAACCAAAACACAAAGAGAAGGUGAAGCACAGGGAGGAGGUUCAGCAGAGCUCCAGUCCCAGCACCAGCUCCAGCUCUAGCUCCAGUCAGCCAGUCUGCACCUGCCAUCUGAAAAAAGGCCACCACUAGGUCACAGUGGUGGGCUUUU
Messenger RNA from Maylandia zebra (zebra mbuna), 2294 nucleotides. RefSeq names its product transmembrane protein 119a (gene tmem119a). The record is from RefSeq and is a predicted model, not a curated record. Gene Ontology annotation, cellular component: plasma membrane. Gene Ontology annotation, biological process: positive regulation of osteoblast differentiation; positive regulation of osteoblast proliferation; ossification. Gene Ontology annotation, molecular function: protein binding. Lineage: Eukaryota; Metazoa; Chordata; Actinopteri; Cichliformes; Cichlidae.